Molecule: messenger RNA, 7637 nt
Organism: Morone saxatilis (striped sea-bass)
Lineage: Eukaryota; Metazoa; Chordata; Actinopteri; Moronidae
Gene: lrch2
Product: leucine-rich repeats and calponin homology (CH) domain containing 2
Exons: 21
Coding region: 53-2281 (742 amino acids)
Molecular function (GO): protein binding
Source: RefSeq, a predicted model, not a curated record
GACUGCCGCUGUGCGCUGAUAUUAUUGUAAGAGUAAUUUCUUUUUUACGAAAAUGGCGUCUAGUCAGGGAGGUGUGGGAGCUGUAACGGCUCUACAAAGCCAUCACUACUCUAGCGGACCUCACUGGAGCCCGGGUAUCAGCCAGUACCAGCACCAGCAGCAGCACCACACGGCCCGCAGCCUGGACCGGGCUCUGGAGGAUGCCGUGUGCUCGGGGCUGCUGAACCUGAGCGGUAGGAAGCUGAGGGAGUACCCGGGGAUGAGCUACGAUCUGACCGAUACAACACAAGCAGAUUUGUCCAAGAAUCGCCUCACAGAAAUCCCACCAGAAGUGUGUCUGUUCGCCCCCCUCGAGUCGCUCAACCUCUACCACAACUGCAUCAAGUGCGUCCCAGAAGCCAUUAUCAAUCUGCAGAUGCUGACUUAUCUUGACAUCAGCCGAAAUCUUCUGUCAGUUUUGCCAAAAUACUUGUUCAGCCUCCCCCUCAAAGUUCUGCUUGUGAGCAACAACAAGCUUGUGUCCAUCCCAGAGGAAAUCGGCAAGGCCAAAGAAUUGAUGGAACUGGAUGUGAGCUGUAAUGAGAUCCAGGUGCUGCCAGCUCAGGUGGGGAGGCUCCAAGCCUUACGAGAACUCAACAUCAGGAAGAACUGUCUUCACAUGUUGCCUGAGGAGUUGGCUGACCUGCCUCUCAUUCGACUUGAUUUUUCCUGCAAUAAGAUCACAGAGAUUCCUGCAGCCUACAGGAAGCUCAGGCAGCUGCAGCACAUCAUUCUAGACAACAAUCCUAUGCAGUCUCCACCCGCACAGAUUUGUCUGAAGGGCAAAGUGCACAUAUUCAAGUACCUGAACAUCCAGGCAUGUAGGAUGGACAAGAAGCCGGACACCCUGGACCUCCCCUCCCUCGGCAAACGUUGCCUCCCACAGCCACUUACAGAUAGCAUGGAAGAUUUUUAUCCCAGUAAGAACCAUGGCCCUGACUCUGGAAUUGGUAGUGACAAUGGUGACAAGAGGCUGUCUACAACUGAGCCUUCAGAUGAUGACACUGUCAGCCUGCACUCACAGGUUUCAGAGACAGCCCGUGCGGAUGCCCUUUCACUCCUCUCCAAAAUGGAUUCUUGCAAAGAUCAGGAUCUCUAUGACUUUAUAGAGCCCAACCCCGAUGAGGAUCCUGCUCUGUCAGAGUCUGAUGGGCAGCAGAGCAGUCAUGUGUCUUGUAUUAAGGAACUGGAGAAAGUUCUUAACAUGUCUCACCAAAGCAAAGAUAAAGACAGCUGGAAAGAGGAGUCUGGUUCUGAUAAGGAGCAGCUAGUUGAGGAAGAGGAUGAUGAGCUGAAGGAGGUGCUGGAUCUGAGGAAGAUUGCCGUUCAGCUUCUGCAGCAGGAGCAGCAGAAUAGACGACGGUCCUUAAUUUGCAGAGCAGAGAGUCUUAUUCACCGACGGAGAGUGACUGGCCGAGCACACAGAUUCCUAAGUCACUCUGGAAGCUCCAGCAGCAAACCGAGGCCCCCACCUCAGACCGCUCGUAGUGCUUCUCUGGAUGAAGGAAGUAGUGGAGCAUCAGUGCUGAGUGGACAGCCUUCUUCAUCCUGCUCCUUUGAUGGCAGCCUGAAGAUGGAUCAGUCGGAUUCAGAGCCAAAGUGGCCCGAAGUCCCACCCGUCCUCAAUCAGAAUGAAGAUCGCAGGAGGAACAAGUACCUGAGAAAGGAUUAUCUGAAGUACAAAUGUCAGAGUGCUCGUAAAAACUCCAGUGGGAAUGACGACAAUGAGGAUGGCUUGCGCAACGCUGACUUCGGCACCACCCUGACAGUGUUUGGGUUAAAGCCAAGAUCAGCCUUCACCAGAGGAAGCCGCCAGGAGUACGCCUCGACAGACCCCAGUUUCACCAUGAGGAGGAAGAUGGAGCACUUGAGAGAGGAAAUGGAACAGAUAGGACUCUUACGGCAGAACAUUGAGUCCAGACUGAAGGUGUUGCUCCCAGAUGAUGUUGGAGCUGCUCUGAUGGAUGGAGUUGUUCUUUGCCAUUUAGCCAAUCACAUUUGUCCUCGGUCUGUUGCCAGCAUCCAUGUACCAUCUCCUGCAGUGCCAAAGCUGAGCAUGGCUAAAUGCCGUAGGAAUGUGGAGAACUUCUUGGAUGCCUGUAAGAAGCUGGGUGUCACACAGGACAAGCUGUGUCUGCCCCAUCACAUCCUAGAAGAGCGCGGUCUGGUGAAAGUGGGUGUGACUGUCCAGGCUCUGCUGGAUCUGCCUCCAUCGAAGCCCACACAACUCUCAGCUGUUUGACACAAGCCUGAAUGUUGUGUCCAACCUGCAGUCAUCCAGCCAACCCCUCUCCCCAGCCCAAACCCGCACCCAAUUGCCAGGGACCAGAGAGCCCCUUUGGGCGAGGACCCAGUGGGCAGUGGUUCUUUGGGAGUCUGCUUCUGCCUGACUGAAACAGGAGACAGGAGGAAGAAAUACCUCUGUCUCUUUAUAUGAUGUCAGACGCCACCCACUUCUUGUCCAUCACAUUUUCACUUGUAUCCUGCUCCUAGUUAAUGGGGUCAUCCUGUAUGUGUGUGGACUAGCAACGUGACUGUGUGUUGCCUGUGUGAGCUGCACAGUUUGAACUUGCUGAAAGAGAAACAGACAAGACAAUGGAUGAUCUGUACAUCCCUCUCAACAUAAGCUCAGUGAUUAGUGAGCCUGCAAGUGCCAGUACUAACAUUUCCAUGCUGGUGUUGGAGACAUUGGCAGUGAGGAGAUGACAGACAUGUUACUCACUCUUUCACUAACAAGACCUAAGCUGCACACUGGCCUUGCAGCCACAAGCCACUGACUGACCUCAAGGGGUUCUUACACUCUUGAGUUUCUCUCCCUUUUGUGGAAUUUAUUUUUCCAUGAAAAUUAAUUUUUGACUUUAUUGUAUAAUGUUCUCUUUUUUUACAUGGUGUGCAUCAGGUCCCUACUGUAUCUUCUUUUCAGCAGCCACACCUGAUUUAUAAGUAGUUGACUUAUUUGCAAGUAAGUAUUGCAUUUGAGCAAUCACAGUAGACAUUCUGCCUUCUGUUUUCCCUGAAACUCUGGUUUCACAUUUAAAUUACUGUACAAAUCAUGUGCAACUCCAUACCGAAGUUCUCAAUUCAAAUCUGCAUGCACAGAGGGAAGUGACAUUUGACCACUGUGAGAACACGUGCUUGGCUGUGGUCAAAAGCACGGAGGUCCUGUUUUGUAGCAUUUUUUCAUUGCACAUGCAAGGUUUCUGUAUUUGCAAAUUCUGUAUACUAACUUUUCUAAAGCUUUUAUACUUUCUUCCCAGUCAUUGCCAACUAUCACUUGCCAUUUCUGUGGAGUUCAUAACAUGGGUGCACCAUGUUGGACACAAAACAGUCAAGAUUUUAUUGCUUUGCAUAAUCUCAGAUGAAACAUGUUUAUACUGUGUGUGUUUAUGAGUGAAGUCUCCUGAGUGAAAGGCCUCUGGAUCAGAAAGGGGUUCAGUGCUGCUUAGAGGCUAUCACUAAUGCAAACCUUUCACACAUGGCCUGAUCUUACUGUCAGGCCACCCUGCUGUUUGUGGUUUCAGAUACAGUUCAUUAUUUCAGGGAAAUUAAAUUAUUUAUGUAUUUAUUCCUUUGUUUUAUAUUUUUAUGUUGUUGCUUUGUGCAUCUUAACCCUGACAACAUGUUCAGGUGCGGGGCAGCUGGACAUUUAGAUGUGUUUCUGCAUGAUCCUGCUCAACUUAAUGAUUUAAAGCAGUAAGAUGUUUUAUUUAAGAGGAUUUAGUGACAGCUGUCACACUGAUUCAUGUAGUAUUUUUAAUUGGUUGACAGUAGAAUAACAUGAGAAUAAUUCAAAGUUAAAUCAACACAAAACAUACCACACCAUCUGUCAAUAGAAAUGAUAACAUUGUUGACAGCAUAAUAGAGGCUUGACGAAACACGCAAGAGUUUAGCAUGUUCACAAAGGCUGACUUUAGGGGUAUUUAAAACUGUACAAUGUGGCAGUACAAUCAAUUUCAACAUAAAGCUGCACCCUGUUACCUUAAACCUUCUGUUAAAUCUGCACUAUUAUUAGUACUUUAUUUAUGGGCUAUUAUUUCUGCAGCAUAAUACCUAGUCUUGAUUUUCUGGAUAGCACAGGCAGCUGUGGUGCACCUUUCAUUUUUAAAAUUAGGUCUCCAACUUGUGAAAAAAAAUUUUUUUAACAGAAAUUGAUGUAAACCACAUUAUGGGUUCAUUAUAAAUAUCAAAGUAAAAAAAACUCAGAGAAGCUUGGAGAACUCGAAAAAACAUUUCAGUUCAUUUAAAACAUCAGUGACAUCAAUUAAAUGAGCUCUGAGCCUGUCAUUGACACAAAGUCCCAUGUUUACAACAGAAACAAGUAAGCAAGGCAGUUAGAGCAGAGUUUUGAUGUUUAGUGAGGACAUAGCAAAUCAUAAUGCAAAAACUGCUAUAUCAGUGUAUUGUUUGUGUAGCUGAAACAUCUUGGAGGACAACAGUACUUAGUGCCACUUCAACACCUUGAAAGUCCACAUAUAUCAUGUUAAACAGCAUUGUAACAUCUGAAAACAUGACAUAUUGUGCCUUAAAGUAGUAUUCUUUGGGUUUUCUGCAGUCUUACACCAUGAGUUGUAGUCAUCUUCUUUGCUGAUGAGCUACAACUCUUGACUGGCUGCCAUACUGGAGAAGAAUUUAGUUAGAGCUCAAUAAUCGGACAACUCCAUGGUCUUCAUUACAUAAACAACGAAAAUCUGAGACUUGUACUUGAGGUUUAGUUCAUUGAGUCUUGCAUGACUAGCACGUAUUAGUUUCCAACUGUCUCACAGUACAAAGGUCCCACAUUGGAAUGUCAUUUUAUUGAUGUUCCUGAGAAACUUUGCCUUCUCUGAAUGGGUAUUUACUCACUUGCGGCAUCAUUUUCCAGAGAAGAAAUGCCCCAGAGGUAAAAAAUAAUAGAGGUUGUCUGGUUUAUCAGGAUAUAUAGACAUAUCUGUUCAGUCAUGUUACACCCUUUUCUUAUGCAGAAAAUCCCACAGAAUUUCUGGGUGUAUUGUAGGCUAAUCUAUAGUUGCGCUACAUGCUCUCACUCAAGAAAUAUCCUAAUCCAUCAUCAUCUUAAUCAUCUUUUAUGCUCCUGUCCACCAUAUAUGUAUCAAACGUGUAUGUAUGUCCCUAUGUAUGUGUCUACCCUUUAAAAUGCUCCCUUUUAAAGGGUAGACAUAUACACAUCCAGUAAAUAAUACAUGUGCAACAGUGGGCUGCAUCUUCGAACAGCAUCUGUGAAACAUAUUGACUGCAAUUACCACCAUGUUAAAUGUUCAUUUACUGUGAAACACAAGCUGAUGUACAAUUUGAUGUAGCACACAGUGCUAUGUUAGCAUUACACAAGCUGUGCUGGCUAUAUCUGAACAACAAGAGUCACAGAGCAAAGGCAUUAUCACUGAAGGUAGCAUUGUAACUUCUCAUGAUCAUCAUCUGUCUAUAAUUACAGGUUUGAAGACAAUGAAGACAUUGAACUGAUGUGUAUCCUACCUCAGGUUUGCCUACUAUUAGUGGUUUAGAUUCAGAUACGUUGCAGAUCAAAAGUUAAAAAAUGAUAUGUUAAGACUUGGCUAAAAAUGUCUGGCCAUAACUUAUACAGUAAGUUAUGGCCAGACAUGUUUCAUCAGUAUGCACUGCUGUCUCAUAUGCACAUAAUCAAUUGUUUUGAGUUUUCAAAUGGCUCACAGUAACUUUAUGUUUCAUGUCUAUCUUUAGGAUUGAGUUUGAAUUUUAAUUAAUUUUUAUGAUACUGGCACCCAAUGAGUCAUUGCGCAAACUAGAAAGACACACCACAAAGGAGAUAUUUUGUGGCCUAGUGUUGUCACUGCUGUGGCUUUUAAUUGGGAUCAAAUUUAUUUGAAUUGUAUUGCAUUGCAAGGGAGAACUAGCACAAACAUCCUGACAUUCUCUCUCCUGAGGAAAAAACUGAACAAUCCAAAUCAAAUGUUAUAUAUAUUAUAUAUCAAUCUAUGAGCCUACAUGUAGCUGUUUUUUUUCUUCAUGAAAUGCUUUUUUACAUAAGGUGUGGCAACGUUAGCCAACAUAAUUCAAACCAUCACACACCCUGAAAGAUCUUUGACCUUAUAAAGGUGGAAAUUCAAAGCUCUCCUCUCUCUGUUUUGCUGAUGGAUGUGCUAGACGUGACUCACCCGACGUCAGAUUUUUUCCCCCUUUAUGUCCAUGCUAACACGCACUGCUUGUCUGAACAUGCAAUAUUUCCUUGUGUGUGUUCAUUUUUCUAUAGCUAUGUUUCCUUUUAGGACCCAUGUUAAUUCUCAGUAGUUGCCUAAUUGUGUUUAAUGAGUUUACAGCCAUGCUGGUACAUGCAUGCUAGAGGUGAGCAAGUGCUAAAAUUAUUAUUUGAUGACCUACAUAACUCCGAUGCAAUGCAAUUCAAUUUAAGAGUGGAUAUUUCCCCCUCCCUCCUUUAAUGUGUGUGCGAUAGGUGUGCUGUCUUGUUCAGUUCUCUAUUAGUUUACACCCUAAAAGUUGUUAUGACUCAUUCAUUUAUGAGCUAAGGAGAGCAAAACAAGUUAAUUUUAUGUUUGGAUGGAGUGUAAGUCAUCAUAUGUCACUGCUAUUUCCCUGCACACACUUUAUGUGAUGUUGCCCUUUCAUGGUUUUACUGCUAAAUCUUGAAGAUAAUCUUUUAUACCUUCAUUUCAAUGCCAACUGUCACUGUAGACACAAUUUAUACUAAUGAUUCUCUCAAAUCUAAUCUUCAGCUGUCUGAGUCAGACAAAACAGUUGGGUAUCUAUCAAUCUAGCUAUCUAGAUUUUCAGUCAUUUUAAUGUGACAUUUCCUCAUUGUGCUUACACAGAGGAAUAGUAACACAAAGAUGAUUAGACUGUAACUUAAGAAGAUUCCCUGUGGGUUAGUCCAACUCACUGCUGAAGCCUCAUAUUAGCUUUGGCUGAACUUUGAGAAGUAUUUUUUCCUAGAAUUAGGACUAUGGAAACAAUGGAAUCUCUCUGACAAACCUCUCAGCAUACUUACUGUAUGGGCAUUCGAGUGAGACAGACAAAAAAUACAAAGCUAUCCUUUAAAAUGUAAUAGCUGAUUGUCAUUUAUAACGUGUGUGUUAUCAUCUGUGAACAUAGUGUUUUACCCUAAGGACAGUUCUACUUUGUUCUUUACUUUAUUAUUCUGUUCUUCUUUUGUGCUGAUCUCACUAAUUAAUACGUUCCAUUGAAGAUAUUUUACGAAGCCUGGCACGUUUGUAUGUCACUCCCUUUACUCUGAAUCAUGGAGAAGUCACAAAUUUCCCACAGAUACUUUAGAGGUGCUGAUCUGUGUUUCAUAAUGUGUGUGUGACUACAAAUUCCGUAACGUCUCUGGAAUUAUUGGACAAAUUACAUCUUGUAGUUGACACGGCUAUCAGAAUUUUGCUUUUUAUGAUUGACACUUGUCAUCUCAUCCAAAGAAAAGGUGAAACAGUGAGUCAUGUCUAAAUACUACACUGCCAAGAAAAUUCAAACUAAUGUAUAUAAGCUUUUUGUAUUUUAAAACAAGUCAGAUGCAUGCAAGAAUACUGAAUGGCUGAAGCUGAACCUCUGUACAUAUCAUCUGUAUAAAUUCCAGGGAUUUCUUAAAACAAACAAACGUGGUCAAUAUCAAA